AAGUCUUGGGAACAGGCUCAGGACUAAUGCAAGAAGAACUACCAUGGACUGCUGCGAAUUGAGACAGAAGAAGACCUGAAGAUAGAGAUGCAGAAGUUAUAUGGGAGUGAUUUAACUGGUGCUGUGUGGCUGGGUAUGAGACAGAGCCGUCUCUUUGGGUUCUGGGUCUCGUCCAUUGGGCUGCCAGUGGGGUGGAGUAACUGGGAGGGAGACAGACAGCCUGAACAGCCUCUGUCCAACCAUUGUGGUGCAAUUGCAAUGGAGGAGGGAUACAAGAAAGAAACACUGAAGUUUGUAGAAAUGUUAAAAUAAUGUAGGAGACUAUAACACAAUAGAUACUGUAGCAGAAAAUCCAAAGAAAAACCAACCAGAUUAUUUGGUUGUUGAGCGAGCCCAUGCUCUUCCAUUAGAUAGGGAAAAAAUGUAAUUUAGCUCCCAGUGUGCAAUUCCUAUGGCUUCCACUGGAUGUAAAUAGUCUUUGUUCAAGGUUUCAGGUGUGUUUCUUCCCAAACGAGGAAGAAUUAUGAGUUUUAGUACUGGGAUACAUAUAUGGAAAUCAGUCUGUGCGGACGCGACGAAGAGGACACACACCUGUUAAUAUAAUUUUCCUGUUGAACAUCCUUCUUUCCGUAUGAAAUAUUAUAGUUUAAUUACAUUUUAGGGGAUCUGAGGAUUAUAUAGAAACGUAUUAAGACUUGUUUUAAAAAAGUUUAGCGGUAGCUUUUUGGAUUCCUUUCUCUGCAUGUUGAACGAAUGGAUUACUCAAAUCGAUGGCAUCAACUAAACAGACUUUUUGUGAUAUAAAGAAGGAUUUUAUCUAACAAAACAACACUAUAUGUUGUAGCUGGGAAGAUUUUCAAAAAAGAUAUUCAGAGAAGCUAGAAGAGGAAGACAUUUGGUUAGACCUCAUUAUACUCGAUUCAUACCAGACACAUUUAUUCUCUACAAAAGCUACAGCAGGACACCAUCCCAUCACCUCUCCUCUGUCUCUCCUGACCCUGCUGUUCCCAUGGAGAUGACCUCUCUCCUAUUCCUACUCUGUGCAGGUAUAGAAUUUACCUGACCUAACCACAAAACAGUAUACGGUGUCUGCUGCACAGCCGCACUCAGCCGCCUCAGACAGUUCCAUCUCUAUGAAAAUACAAAUAAAAAAUGUACUUGGACAGAAGCACAAGACUUCUGCCGGGAGAACUACACUGAUCUUGUCACUUUGUACAAUCAGGAGGAAUCUGAGCAGCUGAUACAGUUAAUAACAUCUCAUAGCAGCACUAAAGCCUGGAUAGGUCUCCAUCGCAAAGAGCAUAGUCUGAAGUGGUCCAAUGGAAACAUUGUUAAUGACACUGCAUGGUCACCACUUCCAAGCCCGUGCACAGAGCCAAUGUGUUCAGCCAUACUCAAAGAUAAUACAACAUGGGAGAAAUGUACAGAGCAGAAAUACUUUAUGUGUUACAGAAAAGGGUCUGGUGAUUCCUUCCUGAUUGAACAGAACAUGACCUGGUAUAAGGCUCAGAGUUACUGCAGAGAGAACUACACUGACCUGGUCAGCAUCAGGAAUGAGGGACAGAAGGAGGAAGUGAAGAACGAAGAGAUGAACAGCACCACUCCUUACUGGAUCGGCCUGCUGUAUGAUGACUGGGAGUGGUCUGAUGGAGGGAGAUCUGCCUACAGAGACUGGUCCACAUUGUCUGAAUUUCCUAUAGCAGGACAGAAUCACACUGUUCUUUACCAGCCUCAAAUAGGUAUACUCACAGUGGGAAAUGGAGGUUCUGAAGAAUGUACACUCUGCUCUGAAGGAUCAGUUCGCAUCCACAUUAUCAGUAAACUAAUGUAUUGGGAACAGGCCCUGGGAUACUGCAAGAAGUACUACCAUGGACUGCUGAGAAUUGAGACAGCAGAAGACCUGGAGGUGAUCAAGCAGAAGUUCAAUGGGACUGAUUUUACUGGUCAUGUGUGGGUGGGUCUGAGACAGAGCCGUCUCUUUGGGUUCUGGGUCUGGACCAAUGGCCUGCCAGUGGGGUGGAGUAACUGGGAGGGAGACAGACAGCCUGAACAGCCUCUGUCCAACCAUUGUGGUGCCAUGGCAAUGGAGGAGGGAUACAAGUGGAGUGAUCAGGACUGUCUGUCCAUGCGCUUUCUUAUUUGUGAAGAAGAGUUGUAAUACAUUUCCCCCUUGUUAAUUUAAACACUCUCUAACCAUUUCUCACAUUUUGAUUGAAAUGUGUUUUUUUAGGUAAUUACUGAUUGAAAUCAUCUUGACAAAAAUAAACAAACAUAAGAAAGAGAUGUUUUAGUCUUCUUUUAAACAUACAUAAACACAGUAGAUGUUGCAACAAGAUGUCCGUAUGAGUAACUCCAGGACAUUACAGGGAAGAGUGCAUGCCACCAUCUUGUCUAUUUCAAGUUCUCUCACACUGAUCGAGACAGGUGGGUGUCCAUCCCCAAGUGCCACAUGUCAGGAUGACUGACAUCUGCCUCAAUCAAUGAGAGAAGACUUGAAAUACAGUACACAUAGAUGGCAGCGUACACAUUGUUGGAUUACUUCCUGGAGCAAAAAAUAUACAUUUAUUAAAUUCAAACGGACAUCCCUACAACUGUAUGCAGACAUUUUACGAGACGGCAGUAUCAAAUAACCUUUCAAACACGGAUCAACUGGCCCUUAGUAGGAAAGGGCAUUUAUACUAAAUAAAGAAUAUGCAACAAUUUCUAAGAUUUUACUGA
Molecule: messenger RNA, 2718 nt
Organism: Salmo salar (Atlantic salmon)
Lineage: Eukaryota; Metazoa; Chordata; Actinopteri; Salmoniformes; Salmonidae
Source: RefSeq, a predicted model, not a curated record